Messenger RNA from Felis catus (domestic cat), 839 nucleotides. Its product is annotated as EKC/KEOPS complex subunit LAGE3-like. Bases 113 to 640 code for a protein of 175 amino acids. The transcript is spliced from 3 exons. NCBI's taxonomy places the organism in Eukaryota, Metazoa, Chordata, Mammalia, Carnivora, Felidae. The record is from RefSeq and is a predicted model, not a curated record. Gene Ontology annotation, cellular component: EKC/KEOPS complex.
GCGCGCGGGGCGGAGCUUCGGGAAGGAGCCGCAGCGCCUCAGCCGCCAGCCGACUGGGCGAGCGGCCGGACCUGUGUUCAGGGGACUGGACCUGAGGCGGAGCCUGACGACCAUGGAGGCGGCAGACGCAGCCGCAGGCGGCGAGGCGGGCGGCGCCCACAACGCCCGGGACGGCCAGGGGGGCCAGGAGGGCCAGGAGGGCCAGGGAGGCGGCCUCGGCCGCCGCGGGCACGGUCAUGGCCUCGGAGGCGCGGACGCGGAGGCCGCGGUCGCCGGCGAGGCUCCGCGUGUCCCGCGACCACCUCACGCCCCCGGGCCAGGCGGAGAUGCCCUCUCCACGGCCGGAAGGCCGGAAACCCGAGUACACAUAUUCGCCCUCGGCGUGCCUUUCCCGUCCCAGUUGGAGGCGGAGAUCGCCUGUGCGUCUUUCGCCCCAUAUCGGGACCCGUAUGGAUGCCUUGUGGGGCAGCAGCUCACUGUGUUCGGCAGCGUCCUGGCCAUCCGCUGGAGAGCUGAAAACCCUUUCCUCCUCCGAAUUUCCAUCAUCAACUUUCUUGACCAGCUUUGCGUGGUGAUUCGGACCAUGCAGCGCUUCCGGUUCCCGGUUCCCGCUAAGCCUGCGCUGGCGAAAGGGGGCUAAGGUCUAGCCUCGUGUCCCCCGUCUGGGCGGUCCGUCCUUCCUAGGGCAGUGAUUCCUGCGCUAGCUGCCACCUGAGGUUGGGCGCCUGCCUGGUCUUCUGAGGGCAAUGAGGGCCCGAGCCCUUGGGCACUCAUGGUCCCCUUGUUUUGUUUGCCAUUUAAAUGUUUGCUACUGCAGAAAAUAAAACUGAGUUUUGCUA